GAAUGAUUCUCAGAUAAUCCAACCAUGUCAGUACAAGUUGUGAUAGCACCUGCUGCCAUUGCUAGGGUUACCCGUUCGUCUUGGCAAGGCUGAUGAGUGGUGGCUCUACCGAUGGUGCAACUGCUGCCACCUGCACCAUGCAAGCCAUUGCACUGGAGAACCUCCAACUCCGCCUACGGAGACUUCUACGUCCGCGUUCCUGCCGAGUGCACCAACAACAACAACAACAAGGGCGUGGGUGCCGAAGCCUCCUCCAGCUCCAUCUCCAUCUCGAAGCCAUGCUCCUCCAGGUCCUUCAUUGUAGAUGGCUCCACUGCAAUAGCAGCAGCAGCAACAUCAACAACAGCAUCAACAAGGGCAGCGAUGAAGGAGGUGCAGGACAUGAAAGCAACGCUGGAGUGCCUGGAAAUGAAGCUCCGAUGCAAGACUCCCUCCAAAGCAGAUUCUAUUGUACCAUUGACUUCGAAUUCUGAUUUGGCCUUUUUUUCACCUAAAGAAGAAAAAUGCAAAAAUUCAAGUGUAAAUUGUACAUGGAAAUGCAAUCCAAAUGAUCUGAUCAACAAAAAUAAAUAUGACCAAAUUGAAAAACAUGUCUUCCAAUCCUCUCAUGAACCUAUAAAAACAAAAUGUAUUCAACUACCAAAACAAUUGAUACAUCCCAAGCCAUGGUCAAAAUCAUGUAUUAUUAGAGAAGAAGACAAUUUACUAUUAAGUGAAAUAAUUUGUAAUGAAAUUUCAGAUCCUUGUAGCAGUUUUAGCUCUUACAAAGGUUCAAAUAAAAAUGGUUCUACGAAAAGUAAACCCAAUAAAACCUUGCAGUUGAAUGCCAAGCAAAAGAUCAAAAAACUCAAAAAUAAGUCACCUGAAUGUUCAAAAAAAUUUCACUUCUCAAAAUAUUACGAAAUUUUUUCCAAAGGAUUUAAUCUAAAUGAUAUUUUUCAUGGAGAAUAUCAAUGCAUGUAUGAAAGUUACUUAGAAGAUAUUUUUCCACGUGUUGAAUCUCACCUGCUUUCAACUUUCGAAAACUGUUUUGCAACAAAUAAAAUCAAACCUCCACAGCAUAAACAAUGUCUAAAAAUAAGAAACAAAAAGGCCAAAGAUAAUAAGUUUAGCUCGGAUUUUAUUGUUUCUAGAAAUGAAAUUUCAAGUUCUUUUGGAAUUGAAAAUUUUAAUUCUAAGAAACUAAAUGACAGUAAAAUUCCAUCUAUUCUUGAAAAUAAAAAAGCCAACCUAUCAUCUUACUCACAAAGCACCCAAACAAUUCUUUUGAAGGAAGAAGAUAAAACAAACAUUCAACAAAUCUCAAAAAAAGAAAACAAUCUAAAUAUUCAAACAAGUUCCUCUCAACCACUUUUUUUCAAAGAUGAAGAUUUGAAACAAGGUGAUGAUAAAAGUAUAUUCAAACCUCAAUCACCUUGUGAAUUUGAUAAAGCACUUAGUCCAAAAGAUCAAGAUUUGGAACAAUAUGAUGAUAAAAUUUUAUUUGAACAUCAAUUACUUGGUGAAUUUGAUGUGCCAUUUGUUUUAGAUAAGAAAGAUUUGGAACAAGGCAAUGACCAAAAUUUAGUAAAACCUCAACUACCUUCUGAAUUUGAUAACUCAUUAGGUCCAAAACAUAAAGAUUUGGAACAAAUUGAAAAUAAAAGUUUAUUAAAUCCUCAAUUGUCUCAAGAGUUUUAUAAACCACUUUACUUGAAAAAUGGAGAUUUGAAACAAUAUAAUGAAGAAAAAUUAUUAAUGCACCAAUCACUUGGUGAAUUUAAUAAUCCAAUUCCUUCAAGUAAUCAAGAUUUAGAAGAAAGAAAUAAUAGAAAUUUAUUAACAUCCCAAUCACUUGGUGAAUCUCAUAAUCCAAUUUAUUCAAAAAAUAAAAAUUUGAAAGAAGAUAAAAAUAAAAAUUUGUUAAAUCCUCAUUCACCUCUAGGAUAUAAUAAUCAUCUUUGCUUGGUAAAUAAAAAUUCAAAACAAUUUGAUGAUAAAAUUUUGAUAAAACCUCAAAUACCUCGUGAAUUUUAUAAACCACCUUGCCCAACACAUGAAGAUCUGAAGCCCCAACCACCUCACAAAUUUGAUCAACCAACUUAUUUUAGAACUCGACAUUUGAAACAAAGUGUUGAAAAAGAUGUAAUAAAAUCUCAAUUAAUUUGUGAAUUUGGUAAAACACUUGGUAUAAGAAACCAAAAUAUUAGACAAUGUGAUAAUAAACAAUCACUAAAACCUCGAUUACUUUGUGAAUUUGAUGUUUUUUUGAGAAAAAACAAUUAUACAUGUGAUAAUUUGCCAAGCACUUCAAAUGCUUCCAUGAGUCUGGAUGAAGUAAAAAAAUGUGAGAACUGUGUAGAUGUUAAAUGUGAAAAAAGAGACUCGAGUUGUUAUUUGGAAACCAAAUUUGAACUUUUCAGAAAACAUUAAUCUUUAAAAAUGAUUUGGUUUAUUUACUUUCUCUUUAUAAACUUAGUCCUAAAGUAAAUGUGAUAAUAAUUUUUUUUUUAUUAAAAGUAUAAAAUGUAGAAUAAACACCUAAAAAAACCAAAUUUUAAAAAAGAAAAGUACUACUUUGACAAAUCAUUUUAUAGCACCUAAGCAAUCCAAGUUAUCAAGCUUUAGUACAAAAUAUGAUAUAAACGUGAACAAACUCAUAAUGGUUUCUAGUUUAAGAAACUUAUUCCAAUAAAUAAACUUAAGUUAUGAACUAUAAAUAAAUAUAAAUACAAUUCUCUCAUACAGAAAAAAUAAAAUAAAAAUAAAAAUGAAUGCAGCAAUAAUCUUCAUAAACUUAAGUUUAUUUACUGGAAUAAGUAACUCAAGUUUAAAUUUCAUAUAAUAAAACUGAAUGCAGCAAUAAUCUUCAAAAAAUGUAAAUGUAAAUGCAUAUAAUUAAAUUUUAAUAGCCAUAUCAACCGCAAUUAAGUUAUCUUCCAACUAAAAUGUAAAUUUAUCUGUUUGAUGCUAAGUGAGUAAUUGAGAAAAAUUACAUACAUUAUCUUCUGUUUUUUUUUUCCUUUUUUCCUUAUUUUUAUUUUUAUUUUUAUUGGUGAUGCUUUCAGUUGUUUCACAAAAUGUAUAUAGCAUGUCCGUAUUGAGAGCUUUUUUUGUAACACAUUGAUAUCAUUAAUUGACAA
This is a messenger RNA of Physcomitrium patens, 3122 nucleotides long. RefSeq lists its product as uncharacterized. The record is from RefSeq and is a predicted model, not a curated record. Lineage: Eukaryota; Viridiplantae; Streptophyta; Bryopsida; Funariales; Funariaceae.